Molecule: messenger RNA, 1278 nt
Organism: Thermochaetoides thermophila DSM 1495
Lineage: Eukaryota; Fungi; Ascomycota; Sordariomycetes; Sordariales; Chaetomiaceae
Exons: 4
Coding region: 1-1278 (425 amino acids)
Biological process (GO): regulation of cyclin-dependent protein serine/threonine kinase activity; regulation of transcription by RNA polymerase II
Cellular component (GO): transcription factor TFIIK complex; nucleus
Molecular function (GO): cyclin-dependent protein serine/threonine kinase regulator activity
Source: RefSeq, a predicted model, not a curated record
AUGGCCAGCACCAUAGCGUCCGAGGACGCCCGCUAUCGGCAGUCCUCGCAGUACGAGCUGUGGUCCUUCUCCCCGUCGCAACUGGCUUCCAUGCGCGAGAAGACAAAUGCCGCCGCCCGUGCAAGGAUCACAGAGCGCCUGCUAUCUAUGCCCAAUCCAUCUAAUACUGCAUCAGCACCAACGUCUAGCGCCAACACUCCCGACCCAGAUGGUGUUUCUACGCCAACGCUUCCAGAGUUCCUCACCCCAGCAGAGGAGCUCUUGCUCGUUACCUUUUACACAGCCGAGUUGCUGCGUGCAGGCGAUCAUGCCGACAUGUCAGAUGAAAUUAAGGCUACGGCAGCCACUUUUUUCAAAAGAUUUUACAUCACGAACAGCAUCAUGACAUACCCACCACAAGAGAUGCUGUUGGUUGCUUUAUUCUUUGGAUGCAAGGCAGAGGGAGCAUUUCCAAGCAUUUCUGACUUUGCGAAGACUUUUGGCCGAGAGCGCCCCGAGGAAAUUCUUGCUGGAGAGUUUCUUCUGUGUCAGGGUAUCAGGUUCGCGCUCGACGUGAAGCAUCCCUUUCGUGCUCUUAGAGGCGCCAUUAUGGAGCUGAGCACAUUACCAGACGUUGAGCCGGCCCGCUUAGUGGCAGCCGAGCAGCGUGCCCGCGAGAUCCUCCGCUUCAGCCCCUUAAUCACUGAUGCCUACUUCCACUUUACUCCAAGUCAGAUCAUGCUCGCAGCUCUCUCCCUCGCAGACCGUGGUCUUGCCGAGCGCCUGAUUCAAGAUACCUUCCAUUACGUGGCUCCCCAGCCGAGCAGCGGCACAGAUACACCAGCCACAUCGGGUGUUGAGACACCAUCAGGGGCUUCUGCAAGCAUCUCUCUCCAUAAACGAACCGCAUCCCCCUCGAGUGGCUCUUUGGAGGAUAAAGCUGCUGUCAUCGGAUCACACGUCCGCGACAAAGUACUUGGCACCAUUGAGGCAUGUCGGGACAUGCUGUCGAAAGAACUACCUGAAAGGCGAGAACAUUGGAAUAAUAAAACUGUUUACAAAGCUCAAAUCCAACCAAUCCGGAAAAAGCUCAAUAAGUGCCGCGAUCCUGACCGCUGGAACCUUGUCGAAUUGCAGCGGAUCCGUCGCGAACAGGCAAGCAGAAAAGGUUUCGAUUCUGAUGACGAAGGGGAAGGCCGGACAAAAGGCGGAUCCCUCGAAGACGAUGCCGCCGUCUUCGGAGUGCCAAAAAAGAAAAAACAAUUAGAGGAUCCGUUUGGACCUCCUCUUGCUGGCUGA